AUGAGGAUGGGGAAGGCAGCCGCGCGCCCGUGUCUGCUGCCGGUGCUACUGCUGGUUCUGCUGUUUGUCGGACCCACGUGGGCGCAGUGGUGGUGGCCGUGGGGAGGCUCCAGGGCCAGGCCGACCGCCGCCGCCAAAACCACCAUCGCUGCUCCACGGACGACGACUAUGGCAGGGUCCCCGACCUCAUCUCCACCGCACAUCACCCCUCGCCCUGCUGAGGGGGGAGACAGCAAGUCCAAGGCUAAGAAAAGGCCACUCAAAAUGUGGAAGAACGAGCGAGGAUCCAAAGACCACCUGGACCUAACAGAGUUAAUCGGAGUUCCUCUCCCUCCGUCAGUCUCCUUCAUCACGGGUUAUGAAGGCUUCCCUGCCUACAGCUUUGGGCCCAAUGCCAACAUCGGCCGGCUGACUAAGACAUUCGUGCCAGACCCCUUUUUCCGCGACUUUGCCAUCAUCGCCACCGUCAAGCCCACUGCGAAAGGCGGGGUGCUGUUCGCCAUCACUGACGCCUUCCAGAAGGUGGUGUACCUGGGCCUGACGCUGAGCGCGGUGGAGGACCAGACCCAAAAGAUCACGCUGCUCUACGGCGAGCCGGGGUCCUCGACGGAGGAGGCAUCCUUCAAGGUGCCCGACAUGGCGGACAGGUGGAGCCGCUUCACGCUGACGCUGCAGGAGGAGGAGGUGCGGCUCUACAUGGACUGCGAGGAGUACCACACCGCCGCCAUCCGCCGCAGCGCGCCACGACUGCGCUUUGAGUCCGGCUCUGGCAUCUUCGUGGGGAACGCCGGGGCCACCGGCAUGGAGAAGUUUGUGGGUGCCAUACAGCAGCUGGUGAUAAAGCCUGACCCCAGAGCAGCAGAGGAGCAGUGUGAAGAGGAUGACCCCUACGCUUCAGGAGACAGCAGCGGGGAGGACACCCUGGAUGACAGGGAAACUGUGGAGGAGACGAAGAAGGCCAUGCUGGAGAGAGAGCGGGUGGAGGACCCGCUCAGCGUGCCGGUGAGAGCCCCACCCACAGAGGUAUCCCACGGAGAGGAAGCGGACGAGUACUCAGGGCUCCUGACAUCCACCCAGGAAGCCCAGGUUCUGCUGACUGCAGAGAGAGCAACAAGCCAAAAGGAGGCCCUGGGAGAGGAACCUGAGAGCGCAUCUUCUCACUUUGGACAGAAAGGGGAGAGAGGGGAUCCAGGGCUCCCUGGUCCUCCAGGCCCUCGUGGUCCCCCUGGCUCCUCUGGAGAUGAGCAUGUAGGCAUGGGUGAGCCUGGCCCCAGAGGCCCCCAGGGGCCGACAGGGCCCCCUGGAUCUCCAGGAAACCCGGGGAGAGAUGGCCAGCCGGGAAUCCGGGGUGAAGAUGGUGAUCCAGGACCGCCUGGGUUUCCAGGACUGGCGGGAGAAUCAGGAGCAAAGGGAGAAAAGGGUGACCCUGGGGUUGGUCUCCCCGGCCCUCCGGGACCCCCUGGACCACCUGGCCCGGGUGGCUCGGCCAGGUUUCGGGGGGGUGUGGGCGCUUACGGCUCAGGGUUUGACGACUUUGACAGCGACGCUGAGCUCAUCCGUGGUCCCCCUGGUCCUCCAGGCCCCCCAGGAGAGCCCGGUCCUCCUGGUCCAAGUGGGCCAUUUGGGCCCCCAGACAGUCUGCUCCCGGGCCCCCCGGGCCCACCUGGCAUCCCAGGGAGGGAUGGGAAGGAUGGCUUCAUAGGUAGACCUGGGCUGCCGGUGUUUGAGGAGUGGUUUAGUGGUUCUGGUUCUGAAUCUGGGUUUGCGUCUGGAGAGGGUGCCCCAGGCAGUCCGGGACCCAUAGGACCAAUGGGGCGUAUCGGGCAAAGAGGGAUCCCUGGCCCCCAGGGGCCUCCAGGUCCUCCUGGGCCCCCAGGAAGGGGUUUCAGCAUUGACAUGGAGGACAUGGAGGGGUCUGGGAGACAGGUCAUAUUUGGAGCAGGGGGAUCAAUAGGACCCCCGGGUCCUCCAGGCCCUCCUGGCCCCCCAGGACCGAAGGGCCGAGAUGGGGUAGACGGGACGCCUGGCGGUGCUCUGAAGGGAGAGCCCGGUGCUCCAGGGAGAGAUGGAAAUCCUGGACUGCCAGGAUUACCAGGAGCUCAGGGGUUAAGGGGAGAGAAAGGCAGUGCUGGACCGAAGGGGGAGCGCGGACUGGAUGGACUCAGCAUCACUGGGCCCCCAGGGCCGCCUGGACCCCCAGGCCCGAUAAUUAACCUGCAGGACCUGUACCUCAAUGGCACGCAAGACCUCUUCAACUUCAGCGAGAUUCAAGGCCCGUCUGGUCCUAAGGGCCAAAAGGGAUCAAGGGGUAACCUCGGACUGCCUGGUAUCCAGGGGCUUCCAGGGCUGAAGGGUGAGAAAGGAGAGCCGGGAAUCGCCAUCGCUGCCGACAGCUCCUCACUCCUGGGAGGGCCACAGGGGCCCAAAGGAAUCAAGGGUGACCGUGGCAUCCCUGGAGAAGCUGGAGCUAUGGGACCAAUCGGGCCACCUGGACCUAAAGGAGAAUUUGGCUUCCCCGGUCGCCCAGGUCGUCCAGGAAUGCUGGGAAAGAAGGGGGAGAAAGGAGAUUCUGCUAGUUCGCCAGGUCUCCCUGGCCCUCCUGGCCCCCCUGGCCCUCCGGGACCUCCAGGACCUCCCAUAAACAUCAACGGAGGGGGUAGAGGGACUAAAGGAGAAAGGGGAGAGAAGGGAGAGAAGGGCGAUGCCGGUUUGCCAGGGCCACCUGGCCCCCCUGGGAAGGCAGGCCUGGUGGGGCCCAAAGGUGAAUCCAUCGUCGGACCCCAGGGUGAGCCUGGGACACCGGGCCGACCUGGACCCCCGGGUUUGGGCAGACCAGGACAGCGAGGCCCACCCGGACCUCAAGGACCCCCCGGGCCACCCUCACUCUACGGCUCAGCCGUCGCCCUCCCCGGACCCCCUGGCCCCCCUGGAAUGCCUGGUGUUCCUGGCCACGGAAACCCAGUCACUACAUAUAAAAGCGUGGAGACUCUGCUGAGGGAGACGCAGCACGCGGCGGAGGGCACCAUGGCCUACGUCUCCGACCGGAGCGAGCUCUACAUCCGAGUGCGAGAGGGCUGGAGGAGGGUGCAGCUUGGAGAGCUGGUCCCCAUCCCAGCGGACAGCCCGUCUGCCUCUGCCUCCCAGGUAUUGGGCAGCCCAGAGGAGCACUCCAGCCUCUCCACACACAAGCCUCCCCUCCACCUGGUGGCCCUGAAUUCACCGUUUUCAGGCAACAUGAGGGGAAUCCGGGGGGCAGACUUCCUUUGCUACCAGCAGGCCCGCGCCGUGGGGCUGGUGACCACGUACAGGGCCUUCCUGUCCUCACACCUACAGGACCUGGCCACCGUAGUGAAGAAGAGCAACCACUUCAGCAUGCCCAUCGUCAACCUCAAGGGAGAAGUGCUCUUCAACAACUGGAUGUCCAUCUUCGCUGGAAACGGGGGCAUAUUCGAUCCCCUGAUCCCCAUCUACUCCUUUGAUGGGCGGAAUGUGAUGGUGGAUCCAUCCUGGCCUCAGAAGAUGGUGUGGCACGGCUCCAGCGCCGCGGGCGUCCGCAUGACGUCCAGCUACUGCGAGGCGUGGCGGGCGGGCGACAUGGCGGUGACGGGCCAGGCCUCCCACCUGCAGAGCGGUCGGCUGCUGGGUCAGCACCCCCGCAGCUGCUCCAACCACUUCAUCGUGCUGUGCAUCGAGAACAGCUACGCGUCUGACCCGCGGAGGAACUGA
Molecule: messenger RNA, 3726 nt
Organism: Megalops cyprinoides (Indo-Pacific tarpon)
Lineage: Eukaryota; Metazoa; Chordata; Actinopteri; Elopiformes; Megalopidae
Product: collagen alpha-1(XV) chain-like
Exons: 36
Coding region: 1-3726 (1241 amino acids)
Source: RefSeq, a predicted model, not a curated record